AUGAAUGCGGUGGCUGAGGCAAUGCGUGAGGCUGCAGUAGCAGCGGCUAGGGCUGUUGAUCGUCUUGGAGUUAAACCGCCUAAGUUUAAAGGUACACUCGUGGCGACUGAUGCUGACAACUGGUUUCGAGCUAUUGAACGAUCACUGCGAGCGCAGCAUGUUUCGGAAGGCCAGCACUAUUUUCCGAGGGCAGCUCGUGAUGCUAAGGAGAUGGAACUUAUGCAGCUGAAACAGGGUAACACAACUGUUGCAGAAUAUGCCCGUAAGUUUGAUGACUUGUGCCGUUUCUCUAAGAUCUGCCAAGGGAAUCCUGCUGACUUUGAAGAAUGGAAGUGUUUGAAGUUCGAAGGGGGCCUUCGUGAGGAUUUGAUGAGUUCAGUAGUUCCAUUGGAGAUACGAAAUUUUGCCGAGCUGGUUAAUAAGUGUAAGUUAGUGGAAGAAUGUGCUAAGAAGGUAAUUGCCUCUAAAGCAAGUCGUCAAGGAUUUCCACCAAGGAACUACAAUAAUUAUAAUUGGCAACCACGAAGGACAUACUUUAUAUCGGAAUUCUGUAAGAGUUGCAUUAGAUGGGAGUGA
Molecule: messenger RNA, 576 nt
Organism: Arachis ipaensis
Lineage: Eukaryota; Viridiplantae; Streptophyta; Magnoliopsida; Fabales; Fabaceae
Source: RefSeq, a predicted model, not a curated record